Messenger RNA from Toxotes jaculatrix (banded archerfish), 736 nucleotides. It is a transcript of the gene siva1, whose product is annotated as SIVA1, apoptosis-inducing factor. The record is from RefSeq and is a predicted model, not a curated record. Gene Ontology annotation, biological process: extrinsic apoptotic signaling pathway. Gene Ontology annotation, molecular function: CD27 receptor binding. The coding region runs from base 53 to 565 and encodes 170 amino acids. The transcript has 4 exons. Lineage: Eukaryota; Metazoa; Chordata; Actinopteri; Toxotidae.
AACAAGUGUGGAGGUCUGUGGCGCUGCCGCAGGAGUUUUUGUAGCUAGCAAAAUGCCGAAAAGAACUUGUCCUUUUCCCGAAACCUUCUCAUCCCAAUACAAAAUACACAUCGGACAACAGGAAUUGAAUAAUUACGGCGUGUUUGGGAGCAAAUACAGGCAAGAAAUCUACGAAAAGACAAAGAACUUGCUUUUUAAUGGUGCUAAGGCUGUGAUGGGCAAAAUAUGGACUGGGGAGGAGAAGUGCACAGAUCCGCAGAUAACAGGACAAGCUGAGACACCUGCAUGCAGCCAGACACUGCUGAGAGGACAGACAUUGAUUGGACAUGACGGGAGACUGACAAGAGCAAACGCCGCUCAAGGUGCACCAGUGGCGGCUGCAGGCUGCUGUGUGUGUCAGAAGAGCCAGGGGUCCAGGACACCAUGCUCCCAAUGUGACCGUCCAGCGUGCACCUCUUGUACCAGACAAUGCUCAAGUUGUUCCAGCCUCUGCUGCUCUGUCUGCACCAUCAUAGAUUACAGUGGGCGAUAUGAUGAAGUACUGUGCUGCAGUUGCUCGACAUAAAGACCAAAGGAGGGAUCAGGAGUUUAUGCUUGAACAUACUGUGUAUGAUAUAUUACUAAGACUGCAUUUUAUACCUGUGAUUUUUUUUUUUUUAACGUGAUCCAGAUGUUUUCUUGUAUAUAUGUAUUGCAUUUCCAAUGUAACUGAAAUAAACUUGAACAAUUUUGUAUA